AUGAAAGGACAGAAAGCAGCUCAAUUAUGCGUCUUGAUUCUUUUCUUUGUUAUUGCAUUAACAGUUAGCGUUUGUCAUGGUACUAAUAAUCCCAAGACAAAUGCUAAUGUUGUUGAUAAAGAUGGGGGGAAAAUAAACACUAGUAGUUCCAACAAUGUGGUGAUGAACAAGGGCAAGCGUGACGGACGCGGAUAUUGGGGUGGAGGUAGUGGACGUGGAGGCAGUUACGGUGGUGGCGGGGGAGGGGGAGGGGGAGGUGGGGGAAUAGGGUAUGGAGGAGGUGGAGGGUGGGGAUGGGGAGGAGGAGGUGGGGGAUGGUGGGGGUGGGGAUGCAGGAGGCAGAAGAAAUAUAGUGAUGGGAAUCACAAGGGGUUUAUAAUGGGAGAGUUUGCACAAUGCAUGGGGAAUGGAAGGUGUAAAUGGAGGAGACUGGACUGUCCUCUUCACUGUGGAGGGGAUUGUUUCUAUGACUGUAAACAUAUGUGCAAGGCUCAUUGUCGUCGCUAG
Daucus carota subsp. sativus is the source of this 507-nucleotide messenger RNA. RefSeq names its product glycine-rich cell wall structural protein-like. The coding region runs from base 1 to 507 and encodes 168 amino acids. The transcript has a single exon. Lineage: Eukaryota; Viridiplantae; Streptophyta; Magnoliopsida; Apiales; Apiaceae. The record is from RefSeq and is a predicted model, not a curated record.